AUGUCACUGGAGAGCUUAUCGUUGGAUCAGUAUGACUUGGCGGCGUUGAGUGAGGAAGAUAGUGAUGAGGAGUUGCCAACAUUUGGGGAGAAGUGGUGAGUCCGUUUUUUAAAAUUUCAUAAGCUUGUUCUGUCAUGUGAAAUAUGGUAAUAUAAAACUUUGUUUAUUUCUUUAAACCCACUCAAAUUGCAUGACAAAUACUGUAGUUUUACCCCUAGGUAAAAAAUUCUUUCAUAUUUUUUCUUUGUCUCGCAAUUACAUCCAAAAAAUCCAAAGUUUUCUAUAUGACUUGAUCUUUUCAUAAAAUGUGUUACUCUACUGUAAAUUCAAAACAAUUUUAAUUGACUUUCUACGAUAGUAAGCCCUUGGUUACGCAAGUUUUAAACUCCAUGACUCUUCACCCCCAAACCGGAACCCUAAAAUUAUGUAAAACCCUCCGUCGCCAAUUGUUUAUUCAGCCUAAUGGGAUUUGCAUGCCCGUCUCAAGUGUUUUCGAUGGCCGUAAUCGGAGGCCGUUAAUUGGGCCGAAUAAUGGGCUCUUUAAGGAUGCUGUCCGCUGACAUUACAUAUUCCAUAAUCUUGGGUAACCUGAAGCAGCUGCGUCUAAUUGCGGGCAGGGCAAUUGUUGGCGGCGAAUUCGUCCUUCCGGAUGCGUGUAAGCCAUCGCUGUAGAAGGAAAGGUCAUCCCCGACCGCGGGAGAGGCCGGUAUUCGCAGGUAAACGCGGGUGAUUUAUAAUAUGCAAAGGUGGCUCCGGAGGGGUCGAAGAAAUGGGAAGGGUAAGGGGUGGUCGAAGGAAGGCGGGCGAUGAGUAAUUGCGGUCGAGAUCAACGGAGAUCUCGGGUGAUCCCGGUUGGCCUUGAGUUGCGUUUGUUUUCUUGUGGUCUCUAAUUCCCUCUUAUGCUUGUCUCGAGCGAUUUGGCUGCGCUCAAUCAAACGGAUAAGACGCGGUUUGGAAUCAACGGAAUUUUUUGGGACAUCUAGAGGGGGAUUUUUGAAAUUUUAUGGAUUUUAAGAGGAUUCGGAAUUUUUUAAAUUAUGUCUUAUGUUAAGCCAGGCAGCGAAAAGAAGGGUAAAUGUUUAUUUAAUAUUUAAACUCAAUUUUAUGAAUUUUUUUGAGCAUUAAUGUUAUGGAUGAUAUAAAAAUCUGUUGCAAUCCAAUGAUUUCACAUUUUUCGAUUUCAUGGGUAUUUCUGAGGCCUUCUUUACACACUUUUUUUAAUCUUACAACGGCUUUUUUUCGUAUAGCAAAAAUCAGCAAUUUCCGACCCAUACCAAAUCCGGCCUUACUAUACAUAUUUUCCUAUCUAUAUCCGUUCCAAACCCCUCAAAUCCUCGCUCAUCAAGCUUAUCCCGUCAAUCCAUUGCAUCCCGUCAUUCCGCCGCUUACCUGCGCGGUUUCCCUUCUCUAAUGUCGGGCUUCUCUAAUAUCGGAUGACCGGCCGUCACUCAUCAAAAGCCCGCGCGUGUAUUUACAUAAACAGGCAUGAUACUCAAUCCUUUCUCUUCGCUUUUCCCCCCUCCUUUUCCCCGCCGGGUUCAUGUCGUUUACUGUUGCGGAAGGGGUGCGCAAAAGAAAGGUGGAAAUUUGCAUAUGGUUGUUGUUAAUGCAUGGAGUCGUCGCUGUGACGACGGCACGGUCUUCCUCUUUUAUGCGGAUGCGCCUUCAUUUCGAAGCAGACGGAAUUGGGAAUUGCGGUAUUCGAAAUAAUGGAAAUUUUGGGCGGAGUGCGCGGCCUGCGUUUCCAGGGCGUUGAGGAUGAUUUUUUGGGAUCUUUGAGUAUGCAAGGUCCCUUGUGGUCUUGAGAACUUUUGAAGGAAAACUCAGGCUAGAUGUUGAAUUACUUGGUUACGAUCAAGGCGUUUUUUACUCUCUAUUUUGUUGUUUAUAGAUGACAAAAGGGUUCCUACUUGGUUCCUACUUUAUGCAAUUUCUUUCUCAUUUUUUACAAAGCAGGGUACCUUGGAUUUAAAUUUAGCUUUUUUAAUGUGAUCGAAAUUAUGCUUGGCCAAUGCUAAUGCCGUAUUUUACCUUCUCCCCUCAGUUUAAGCCCUAUUCUUGUUACCUUUUUCAAUCUGCGUUCGGCUUUUACACUUCGCCUCAUUCAUUAUCUUACCGACCCUUUCUGCCGGCCGCAAGAACAAAAGCCUAGUAAAUGAGGCAACCUAAAGCGCCCUGAGGGCGCGGAGAGUACCUUAAGAGGCUUUAUCCAUUCUAGUGGUCACUCGUUUUAAGCGUUGAUAAUCUUUGGCACUCAGACGACACUGAAGCUCCGUUACAAUCCUAUAUUACCUUAGGACAUCUAUUUCUUGAAUUCUCAUCUUUUGGCAACAUUUCUUUUUGUCUUAUUCUAAAGGCACCUCCUCCGCCGGGAUCGGCAUUUUACGGCGGACGCGUUUUAACGAAACCCCAAAUCUUUGCGGCCAUAAAUCCGGCCCUCAGGUAAACAACAAGUCCCCGCCCCGACCUCGGCCUUAAUGUAUUGCGGUCUUUAAUUUCGCGAUCGCCCUCAGGUCAUUUAAUCUGCUCGGUUCGUAAUACCGACCCAUUCCCCAAAUACCCAGAUACGAUUACGAAGAUUGUGUUAGGGGAUUUUGAUAAACGCCGCACUUGUCAAGACCGAUCAUGUCAUCCGGACGCAGGGAGGUGGGGUUUUGCGCAAGGGCUGGUUUGUUUUUGGAAUAUUUUACGAAAGCGAAAGGAUUGGUGUCGGAAUAUUUAUUUCUUCCACAAAAUGUCAAAGCUAAAUAACAUUUUGUAAUACAAGCCGGGGUCAGUUGGGACGCUUUGUGGCCGCAGGGAAUGUUAUUAUUGUUUUUUCGCAAAGGGCCAAAUUAUUUUUGAAAUUGAAUUUUUGGCCAGAGCACGUGUUUUUCAAUCUCGAAUUUGUAGAUUAGUGUCUUAAUGGUAGCUAUAAAAAGUACUUCUAGUUGCUCUAUAGAGACUAUAGUCAAUGUGAAAUUUCAUAACUUUCUCUUUGAGUAUUACUCAACUUAGCUGAGGGAGCCUUCAACCAACCCAUUCUAGUUGUCUUUUCACCCCUCCUUCCUCGUCUAUCUGAUGGCCAGAUCUUGAUAACGCAACUCCCGACCAUCUGGCGAUUCCCGGCUUUGCGUGACUAACUGCCUGAGGCCACAAACCCCAACUGGUCACUUUGGUUUAAUUAAUUUGUCCGGUUAACUUCCUCCCUUUGUUCAUUUAUUCUCCUCUUAUUUUUUUACGAUCUCCAACGGGAUUUGCAAAGGAUUGGGCCGCGUUGUUUCCGCCGCGAUAAAACGCCCGAUCCCUUUAAUAUUAUGUGCAUGCCUGCGGGGCUCGCCUAAAUGUCCGACAAAAGCGCCGACGGUCAUUAAAUUUCCGGAACGCGAGCCUGGACAAAAUUGAGUCAGGGCGGGGCGCUGACCUCUAGCCAGUUUUUUGGAGGAUUUGUAGGUCGAUUGAGGUGAGCGUGGAGAUUUGGGGAGUCGGAAUUGAUUGGGAGCUCGGAAUUGAAUAGAAUAUUCGAAAUCGUUUAAGGUAAAAAUUAAUAGUUCUCUUGGGGAAUUGAAUGAUUUAUUCGAAGUAAUUAUUGUUUUGAGUUCCUUGAAAAGCUAUUAUGAAUAUUAUAAUUUGACUCAAAAUGACUCAAGUCAUUUUUGUUGAACUUUUGCUCUCACGUCGAGAUUUGGUGACAAAUCAAUUUCUAACAAUUAACCUAUUAAUUCGGCGUUUGGCAGCCGGGAUAAUCGAAGAUUUUUGCUGAAAAGAGAGAGCGUGAAAUGUGGAGAGUGGCCAGAGAUAAAACGCUUUUUUGCCAUAAGUCCGACAAUAUUUCAAAAAUUGACUUUUUGAAGAAACGUUGCAUUAUCCAGGAGCAGAGGUUCUCCAAGCAUAAGCGUCUAAAACAUUGUGAAUUUUUGACAAAGUUUUGGACAAAAAAUUACAGUUAUUUCUGCAAUCCCGAGCUAGGAAUCUUGUAUGUUUUAGAAAAAAUUUAUCUACAGGGGAAGUACUCCAAGUGCGACGCUCAGAUUUUCUUUAAAUUUUGCACACACGUCGGGUACAAACUAAAUAUCAAUUCCUGAAAGUUUUAGCUCGCGCUUUGCGGGCGCCGCCGAGAUAUCGAACGAUUUUUGCCGCCGAGAGAGCACGCUAAACGUGGAGAGAGGUCAGAGAGAAAAGCGCUUUUUGCCCAUAACUUUGGCAGUUUCGUGCGGAAAAAUUUGAUUUUUUGUAGAAACAUUAUAAUUUACGGUUGAAAUUGACAUGAAACUUUUCGUGCCGAAAUUCGGCAAAAAGUCCUAAAUUUUGGCCGACUUUUGACCUGAAAAUCUCGGUUGUUUCUGCAAAGCGCGACCUAUGAUUCUCGCGUAUAUCUUAGAAAAAAUUAUUCUAAAUUUGUGCCAAGUUUCAUCCAAAUCUGAGCGUCGCACUUGGAGUACUUCCCCUGUAAAUUCGCGCCAAGUUUUAUCAACAUCUGAGCGUUUGAACGCUGUCUCUAUCAGUUCAGCAUUCAUAAAAUGUCAAGUCAUCGCUUUACUUGCUUUCUCUCUCCUGAUCUUAACCUAUUUUCACCUAAAGAACUCUGGCCAUUUUUCCGAACCGUCCAUUCUUCCAUCUCUCAUCUCUGACCACUCAUCUUAUUCCUCCUCCUUAACCCCUCAAUCCUCCUUUUUCCACAAAAAAAAACAACUUCAAAUCAAACCCAUCCCCAAUCCCGAAAUCUGGGCCCUUCAGCGAGUCAACGGUCCCGAACCCUUUCGACUUUAAAUUCCGUUUUCUUUUUUUGUUUCUCCCAGAGUUUCUUUGGGACAAUGCUCGUCCGUCUUUCAGCUUCGGAAUGACUUGGAUCAAACCGGAAGAAAGCACGGGGAAUUUAUAUAAAUUGCGGCUUGAUUGAUUGCGCCUGGGCUCGCCGCAUCCCCGGGUAUUUGUUUUUCUGUUGAAUGGGCCAAUUCUUAUAUCGAGCUGACUUUUGGCAUCCUCCUCCCGAAAUUAUUGGUAUCGAUUUUGGCUGGUUUCCAGGAAAAGAGGGGGAGUUUCGAGGGUUAUAUUCUUUUUUUUAUGAGCUGUUUUUGAAUUGAGCUUUGAGAUUUGGAGAUUUGGAAGGAUUUAUUUUGCAUUUUCAAGCCAAUUUUUGUCUUGAUUCUGAUGACAGAGCCUUCCUUGUGUUUUUUUGUAAAUCAACUAGUACAUAUAGUACAUAUAGCCUCUAUUUUUUCCUCAAAAAACGACCUUUUUCGCUUUGAAUCACUCGAAAAUCAUAGCCAUUGAUCAUGCUCUUUGACUUCAGAAUUUCUUCACCAUAUAACAUGUGAUUUAUAAGGAGAUUUUGUAAAGGAUUGUCUUGUGAUGAAUGUAGAAAUUUUUAAAUAUCUCAGAUGCAUCUUUCAAAAUUCUACUCUCAACUUUUUCAAGUCAUAAUUUCACAUGUUCGCACCACUUUAUGGAUAGUAUGAAAACCCCGAAAUCUUUUUUUCGCACAUCUCCAAGACUUUUCAGGGUGGUUGCAAAGACUUGUCAUCAUUCUCCAGACAACACCUCCAAUUCUAUGCAUUUAUUUUUUGCCCCAUCACUCUUCUCCGCAUUCAAAUAAAGAUCCAGAUCUCCUCCCCAAAGCGCUGACUGAUUCGCCUCCUCGAAAUUCGAUAUCCUCUUGUAUCUCUGACUCAUAAUGCGGGUAUUUAUUUGAGUCAUCCUCUGUGUAAUUGACCUCCUUCGAAGAAUGUGUGUGCGUAUAGCGGAUUCUGUUUCCGAAAUUUCCAUCCGAAUGCCUCCAGCCCGGUGGCCGGUUCAUCUUGUGGCCAGGUGAAAGGAGAAUCCGUUUUUUGCGGCGCUCAUUCGCUCAAGUGGCUGUCGGCACUUUUCGCGGGAUCGGAUUGCAGACAUUUUUUGGGACGGACAUGUUGUUAUAACAUGUUUCAUCCGAUCUCCUUGUACUUGUGGCUGUUCCUGUCGUCGUGUCCCCCCGUUGUUUUCGGAUGUUUUCAAUGCAUUUGAGUGGCGGCGAUUAGUAAAAGAUGGACCGGGGAGGGAAGAUAGGAGAACAUGAUGGCCUGGAAUGGAGAUGGGGGGAAUGUAGUAAAAAUGGUUGGAAUUCUUUGGCUCUAAAAUAUGGUUUUGUUGAUCGUAGAGUGCUUUCUUUUUAGAGGUUCAGUUUUAUAAUAUCAUCCGAAUUGUUGAAGAUACUAUUGUCUUGCAAAAUUUCAUCGUUUCACGUGCUCUCUCGCCGACCCUUCCGAACUCUCCUGAUCGUAUAACAUGUCAUACCUUAUUUUUUCAAUUUGAAAAUUUUUUUCAUCGUAUAAGAUGUCAUACCUCAUUUUUUCAAUUUUCAAAAUGAGGGGGAGUGUUCAAAAAGGGGAGAGUUGAAAAAGGGGGAGAGUUCGCCCGCAACGCUGAAAAUCUCGGCUGAGCCUUUGCAGCCGCUCAGCAUUUCUAAAAUUUUUAGAAUUUCAUUUGUGCCCUAGACAGACAUGCCAGCAAAGACUGAAGAAAAUCAAAAUUUGAUUUUCUGAGCAACAAUGAUUCUUCAAACUAAACCCCUGAUUGUGAGUCAACCCUGUUCCGCCUAAAUUUACUGAAUAACCCACUUCCAAGUAGUGCUAGCUCAUUUUCCAUGGUUUUUCCAAUAUUCCCAAAACUUCAUUUUCUGAGCAGCAAUAAGUUUCUGAUUCUGUAAACCAGCCCCCUGAAUCAGCCCUGUUCCCCCCAAAUUUACUGAAUAAAAAACUUCCAAGUAAUCCUGACUCACUUUCCACGGUGUUUAUAACAUUCCCCCCUUCCAACGCCACCUUAACUAUUUUGAAUUUUAAUAUCACCAUUUUCACUUUCCCAUUCUCUUAACAAUCCACUCUCGCAUCAAUUCCGCACUCUCGAUUGCCUCCGGGGGGCUUCGGAAAUCGAAUACUUUCUGGCUGAUAUUCUCAGGUCAAUUGGAAUUUAUGAGGGAAUUCGAUAGGAUCGUGUCUUUUAUGUUAUGUUUCCAGCCUUUAUGGAUUUCGACGAGACUUCAAAAUAAAUAUCGAGGGUGGGCCUAGGGGUGCAAAGUGUUAUUUUUUGCUGGGAAAUCCUUUGUUUAUUUCCGAAAAUUUCUUUAAUUAAUCUUCUAAUUAGCUGUUUUUCGGAGAUUUUUUGGUGGGUUUAUAAGGCUAGAAAUAGUUUUUAUGGUGUAAGAAGUACUGCUAAUUAAGGAUAGUCUAGUAAAAUAAACUUUAAAAUCGAAAAACCAGCAUUUUACCAAGGUUCAGCCAAAAAUCUUGACUUUUCGGCCGUUUUUUGUCGAUAAUUUGCGUUUUUGGCUAUUUUUAAAUAUACUUUUUUAUACAGUGUAUAUGUCAUGCCAUUCCUAAUGAUUUCAGGAACCUUCUCCCAAAAAAAUUUUUUUUUCAAUUACAUUCUUAAUCGAAUUUUUCACGAUUUUCUUAUCCCAUUUCCCUUUCUGAUCUCCCUAAAUCAAGUUUUUUGCAAUUUUCAGCAUCGCCGCCUUCCGGCUCGCUCUCGCCGAUCUUCCCGACGAUUCCCAGCUCCAUUGCGAAGUGUUAAAUGACAAGAGCGACUUAAUUACGACAGAGGUCAGUUUCGUUUUUUUUGUUUUUUCGCACCAAGGUGGGUCUCUUUUUCCGAAAAAUCUUUUUCCCCCAUUUUUUCGAGGAAUGACUCAUCUGCUUAUCAGUUUUUUCCUCAUUUUUUCGCUCCGAAAUUUUCGAAAACAUGCGUCUUCCGAGAAUCGGGAGAGGAGAAAUCCCCGUUUAGCCGCGAAGAAUGGACAAUGGGGCCGGCUCUUUUCCGGGGGCCCCGAAAACAUUUUUGCUUCGAAAAUUGUUCAUCUGAAUCUCCGAAAACGGCGAUGAAUUAUGUCGGGCCCGCAGGAAUCCAACGUUUGUGACGGCGCGUUUCCACUUUACGGCAUGUCGUAAUGUUUCCGGAGUCACGUUUCCGAGCUUUUUUCUCGGGAUAUUGUGGUGGGAGAACGUCGAGAGCUGUUUUAUAUGAUACUUUAUACAUUUUUUUUGAGGGCUCGUCGCGCUUUUUAGUGGAGAUACAUAUAAGUUUGUUUUUGUCAUUGAUUUUUGGCAAAAAGUUUUGAUAUUUGGACCAUAUAGCUGUUGCCUCUAUAUCUCAAAGAGAGGACAGCAAAUCUUGAUCAAAUUUCGCACAGAAACUCUGUACAGAUCUAACAUUAACUACUGAAAAUCUUAGCCCAGACUUUACAGAGAAAGCUGAGAUAUUCAACAAUUUUAGCAGCAAGAUAGUACGCCAAGUGCCGAGAGCGGUCAAAGAGAAAAACUCUUUUUGCUGUAAUUUUUUAAAUUUUACGUCUAAAAGAAGUUAUUUUUAGUACAAACGUUGCUUCAGCAGUUUCAAAUAGGGCACAAAACUUUUUGGAAACUUUUUAUUCCAAAAUUAGCAAACCUCGAAUUUUUGCCAACUUUUCAUCUAAAAAAGUCUCAAUAAUUUUUGCAAAACGCAUGCUGAAAAUACGGCAUAUUUCUUAUAAGAUACUGUUCUAAAUUUUCUUCAAGCUGCUUCAAAAUCUUAGCCUUUGGUAACUCCUAUUUACACUGCCGUAACUGACUCCUUGCUAAUCUCUUUACUAUGUUUUUCCUCCACCUUCCAUCCUUAGUCACACUCUGAUUCAUAAAAGGUCAUUUUUUUCCCUCCCCAUGACAUCUGCUACUAGCUUACUCAACUUUACUAACACCAUCCCCACUUUUUAGCAUUACUUUUUCCCCAACUUCUUACUCUCUCUACUUCCUCAACUCCUAAAGCCAUUUUCCUUUUUUUUCAUGGAUAUUUAAAUUGGAUAUCCGAAAUCAUAACCAAUUCCGGCUAAGGGAAGACGCGCUCAGAUACCGUGUCAGAAUCCAAUUUAUCCGGGGAUUUGUUGCGUUCGGCUUUCCUUUUUCUGUCGCAUUUCCGGGCGCCUCUUUGGUUCCGAUUCCUUGGCCGAUCCCACCGUUCCGGCCCGUGCCUUUUGAUGGGCCUACCGCGCUCAUUACUCAUUAGAGGGGAGUUUCUUUGAUGCAGGAUUCUUUGAUUAAUUUGGGACAUUUUGAGGGGAAAAGAUGAGGGGAUUUUUGGGGCGGAAGAUGGGUUAAAGUUUGUGGACAAUGUGGCCUUGGUUUGGGAGAGGUGACUAAUAAAGAGUUUUUGGAGAUAAAAUUGGAAUUUUCUCGAGGCGCUAUGCGUGCAAAAAAUCAGAGUUUUUGAGAUCUUUUACAAUUGGCUCUGUUAUGAUGACAAAAAUUUUUGCAAAAUUUUGAAUAAGAUUUGAUCUUUUGGUUAAUUUAUCUUUUGUUUUAAAUAUUUUUUGUGUCAACAUGGCUUUUCUGAUCAUAUGAGCAUGGGUAUUUUACAAAUCAGCGUCCUAAAUAAGUUCCUGAAGCCUUUUUUUUAGAAAAAAUUCCAGUUUUUCCAAUUUUCCUAGAUGUAAAUUUUGGCCGUUUUUGAAAAUUAAAAACUCUUUUCACGGUGUUCUAAAAUACUUUAACUCUAAUAUAAGUUUUUUUAUAUCGAUCCACUAAAUCCCCCUCAAAUUUCUCCCUCAUUUCCCUCCCUCCCAUCUUUAAUCACUUCCCUUGAUUGGGAAGUCAAAAAGUUCUGGCCAAAUCCAAUUUCUCGUGGCCACAAAAACCCCUCUCCCUUCUCCAAGUCAUUUAUUUCGUGGAAAAAAGUCUUGGGACACAUGGGUCGGAGGCGCUGUUCCUUUUUUCCGCCCCGAUCCAAGCCGGUUCCAAUCCAAUGCCAUCAAAAAAAUUCCAUUGGGUUUUCGCGCAAAAGGUUUUUUUUUUGUAUUCCGAGAUCUUUUCCUCCAUUUUGGAGGUUUUGUAGCUUGAAAAGUAAUGAUUCUGGAGACUGUUCGAAGGCGGGAUGGGGUGGAAAUUUGGGGGUUCGGAAUAUAAUUGGAUCUUGGCUGGGGAUCCGUUGGAUUUUUUUUGUUUUUAAAAAUGUUUUUUGGUUUUCUAAAAUCCCAAAAAAGUUCUAAAAACUAAGAUUUUUUCAAAAUUCACAUGAAUCUGGAUGAAUUUUGGCACAAAUUGAAAUUAGAAUUUUCUAAAUUUUUAUGAAAAUCAUUGAUUUUAAAAUUCCUAAAUUUUCGAAAUUUUCGAAUCUCCUCUAGCCUCACUUUCUGACCCCAUAUUAGCCUCAACGCUCUAAAUCUUGGGUAUUUUUAGCCUUUACUUUGAUUUAUUACAAGCCACAUUACCGCUACGUGGCCUACGCUCUCUCUCUCCGCCAUUUACGCCUCAAUUUCCCGUUUUUAUUUUGGGUUAUGUAAAUGAGCUCGUUAAAUUUCUUUAUGGAUUUUUUUUGUUUCCUAUGUGUUCCUUGGGCUGUUAUAAUUUGUAUGUUUCUUUGGAUUGAUAAUUUUUUGUCGAAGAUACGGAAUUUUUUCAUUUUUUAAAAGACGCUUUCUUCAGACUUACUUAAAAUUUGGCAUGUCCACUCUACACGUUGCAUCAGUAUUUAGCUGAAAAUUUGAACUCAUUCUUUAAAGUUUAUGGGCUAAAAUCACGCCUUAGAAAUCUAAGACAUUCUAUAAAAAAGUCUAAUCAUUAUUUGCUCCCAUGCUCAUCAAUAUCAAUCCAAUUUAAAAAACGCCUACUGUUCUUACGACUACUAGUAAUAAACCUUCUGCAAGUAGCUUCCACCAACUUAAUUUCAUCCAAUUAAUCUCCCAGCCAUACUCCAAUAUUCCUCAUUGUCAUCAAUCCCUUCUUGCAUGAGAUUCCACUUAACGGCGUGGAAUCGAAGCCACCUGUUGGGAAUAAAAAAUAAGAAAAACAUCUUCUUCCUUCGUAUCUUCGGAUUCCAGAACAUGUUUCGAGCAUUAUAUGGGCAUGUAAGGACAUGUGUAAAUGGAUUAUUCCGGGCUUCUCGGCACUACAUUUUCUUGGGCCGAGAUGUGAGAUAUUUAUUUUAUAUGUAGAUUAUAGUAAAAAGAUGACAUAUGGCUGGAAUUUUUAACAUUUUUUGAAAGUUCUUGAAGUUAUAUAUAUUGUAUUUGACUUUUUGAUAGCUCCACUAUGCUUUAUCUUUCUUUUCAACUACUUUUUUGACCUUUUUCCCGCAAAAAAUCCCUUAAUCCUCCAAAAAACCCCUUUUUUCUCUUGUAUUAUAAUAUUUCUGUAUUUUUUUGCGGAAAAGACCCCUUUGUCGGGAGGCAAACGCCUCGCUUUACACCUUACUGCCCAUUUAUUGUCUCCGCCGUGCAUAACAGCUGGUCGGAACACGGCUUUCUUUUGUUUCUCUCCUUGUAAUAUCCCCCCGUUUACCGCUCCCUUUCCACAUUUUCCCUGAUCCCGAAGAAUUUGCAUCGGAAAAUCGUAAAAUCUCCACUUCGGAGGCCAUUAAAAGAGCGUCAAAAAAUUGCGUUGCACCCCCCGAAAGUUUGGUUUAUCUGAAGUUAUCAGCCCGGAAAAAGAGCUGAUCGGAAAAAUAAUUUGAGCGGAAGCUCUCAAGUUCUUGCUGAUAAAGUCAAAUUUUACGAGCAAAAAUUAGAAUUUUGGGGAAAAUGGUGUAAUAAAAGAAAAUAAAGAGGUUUUUUUUGAUUUUUGGUGGGAUGAGUGAGCUUUGGACGACGAAAAAAACAUGAGAACUGAUCAAAAAUCAAAAAAAGAACACAUUACAAAAAAAUUUCAAAAAAAGACCAUUCCAAUUAAGUCAAAGAUUUGCAUAAAUAACACAUGAUUUUUUCUAAGAAUUCUGAGAAAGUUUUAUACAGCGUUAUGCAGAAAUUACUAAAAAUUUUUUUGUAAAAUUUAAAAAUUUAAAUUUUGAAAAAAAAUGUUUUUUUUAAAUUUUUUAAUUAACAAAUCGUAUUAAAAAUAGUCCUAGUAAAGCUUUCAGCCCAUAAACAACUCCAAAAUUAGUAAUUUCCAUAAAAAACAAACUAAUUUUUUCCGAAAAAUACUUGUUAUGUCAUUUUACCUCCAAAAAAUAAUUUAUAAUCGCCGAACAGGUGUUUUAUCCCUCCGAUAAGAUACGAAGGAGCGUCUGGCCGAUCUCAAAGACCCCUGCGAACAAUGAAUGACCUGUCCGAAAAUUUUUUGAGACCCAAGUCUUCACCUUGUCUAAAUUUUUUCGAGUUUAAAAAAAAUUUUUUGUGAAACUCAAAAAAUUUGGUAAAAUAAACAAACAGAUCGUUAAUUACAGCCAGUCCAAGGUGAGAUGAUGUCCAGUUACGCCGGCUCGCAGCUCCCGCCGAAACCGCCGACCCCGGCGAAAGGGGGCGGGGCCUCGGAAAACGCGACCGCAGCCCUCGCUUCCCCCCUCCACAGCGAUUCCCCGGCUGUGAUUCUGCGGCCCGCCGUUCCCGCCAAACCCAACAUCGACAUUGUGCGCUACAGCAUGGCCAAUGUGCAGGGUGAGUCAUCGAAUUUGAAUAUUCUAAUUUUUAAAGUUUAAUUUGUAAUAUUUUUCUAAUUUUUUUAAAGUUUUAGAGAAAACUUGUGUAAUAAAAAGUCCAAAAAAAGGAUGGGAGAUAAAAAAUUGCUUGAGACGCUUUUUUAGCUAGAAAUUUUGUAAUGUUUAGUGUAAAAGUAAUUUUUUUGAAGGAGACGGAUUUUCAAGGUCAUUUUUAGUAACAAUUUGCACUUUUUUGGAAAUUUUUGUAAACUUUUUUGCAAAAUCAAGCCAACAAAAGGUUUUCGGCGUAUUUUACAACUAACAAUUUUACACUUAAUUCAAUUUUUCAUCAAGAUUUGUACAUUUUCCAACUUUUUUUUUAAAAAAUUCUUUUUCAAAUUUUCAUAAUUCCCCCUCUGAAAUUCAGAUGACCUUGACGAUGUCCUGAACGAACUCCUGGAGCUGGGAAACACGCUUUCCGGCCCGGCAGCUGACCAAAUCUUGUAUGGGAUCAAUCCGAUCGCGUCCUCUUCUUCAUGUCAUUCCCAACUUAAUGUCCACUCCACACCCACCCCAGCCAAUGUAAUGACUUCGAUGAAUCCUCAAAAUGCUCAGAAAGUCAUCAAUCUUCAACCAGUAAGCAUUUUAUUUCACUAUUUUACCAAAAAUGCAAAAAAAAAUUACUUUUUUAAACUUUUUUUUGCAAUAUUAUAUUUUGACCUCAAGAUACCAAGGUAUAAUCUGCAAUUUUUUGAUGGAAAAAUAUUUUUUUGACCUUAAAAUUACGUUGCAAGGGAAGAAAGCCCUCUUAUCUUUGUUUUCCAACCUUUCUCUCAAGCCCUUUUUUUGUUAUUAAUUAGCCUAAUGAGGCGUAAAAGAAGGCUUUUCUUUGCGAUUAAAUCCUCGCUUUUUCCAGUCCAAUUGCUUCGACCAUCUUGAUGGUCCGGUCCGUCAACCGACCGACCUGUGCGCCAGUCCGGACAAUGACUCGGCGUAUGGGGACAGCUCGUCGACCGAGUUCUCGACCGGCCAUCGCUAUCGGCAUUCCGAGUUUUCGAGCAACGACAGUUAUCGGGGCAGUUUGAAUACUCCAAGUCCGACGAAUCAGGUGAGAUUUUUGAUUUUUGAGGCGUAUAGGGGUUAAAGUUUUUAUUUUUUAUAUAAUAUACUUUGUAAAAAAAUGAACUUUUUGGACAGCAGACUUUGUAAAAAAUGAAAAAAAAUUUGAAUUUUUGUAUACCAAACAAUCCUCCCUUAGUCCCCCCUUACCAUUUUUUACCAAUCUUUUAUGACUCAUCAGACUUUUUUACAAUGACUUGAGAAGCUUUCAGAAGCCCGCAAAAUGCUUCAGGAGCUUCUUGAAAUAUUCAUAAAUCGCUGACACAUUUCAAUCCCCAUGUUUUUACGAUUAUUAUUGUGGGAAAAGGUGGGGGGAAAAUGAUUAAGGCGGUAUUUACCGCCCCUCUUCCCAACCUGAAUCAUGUCUGGCUGCAAAGUUGAGCGAUGCGGCAUGGGCUUUGUGGCGCAAAAAAAUGGCGAUAGGGUUAAGUUGCGGGCUGAGGAAUGGCCCGUUGAUUGAGAGGUAUUGAUGAGAUGUCAAGGGGCAUAAUGGAUCGGAAAAUAAAAAAAAUAAGAGAUUAGAGUUUCAUGGAGUGAAAAUUUGGACUUUUUUGGUCAUUAUUUUUAGAAAAAAUGAGUUUUUUUUCAAGCAAGGAGAGUAAAAAAAUUUGAAUAAUUUUUGGCAUAAUUUUGGCAAAGACUUGUGUUUAUUUUGGCCAACAAAUCUUUCCGGUUUCUUUAAAAAAUUCUGGGAUUUUCUGCACUUUUUUUUAUGUUAUUUUAGUCAUCUAGUGUAAUGUUUUCUUUACCCGAUUUCCCCAUUGACAUGUCAUCUUUGCCCAUUCAAGACCCCACCUUUGUUUCAACUUGUACUUUCCGUUCGCUAAUCCGACCUGCUGUUUGACACGGUCCCCUCGAAACAGUGGCCAAACAAAAGCCUCUUCUCCCCUCCACCUGAUCCCCCCAAAAGUUUUUCGAACAUCUGUCCACUCGAAAGCGCGCGUCCAUACUCUUGCUGCGGUCCGAGUUUCCUUCCGUUCCUUUUCAAUUCUGGCACUAAUAAUCCGCAAAGAAAAGGGAGCGAAAGAAUGGAACUUCUGCCGUAAUAAACAUUGGGGCUUAAUUUGAAGCUUCGAAGGCGAGAGUUUUGGCGGAAGUUGGGCGGAAAGAAGGGUCGAUGAACCGCCGAAAAGAUUGCAUAAGUACUCUUAGGGCAUAUGUCCGCUAGCAAAGGCACAAAGACCAUAUAAAUCUUACCGUAUAACAGCAAAAAAUCAAAGUUUAAAAAGUCAUCAAUUCAAAGUUGAUAUCAAGAAUAAUGUCGGCAGGAUUCCGAUCAAGCUCAUCAACAUUCCGCAAACUUUUUAUCACACUUUGAACCGGCUUUCUUUCUUGCAGGUCUCCCCCAAAUCUUCGGACAGCGGCACCAACGAGCCGCAGCUCACCGACGAUGAGCUCAAGGCUCUCAAGAUCAAAGAGGCCUUGGAGAAGAUGAAGGAGGCGAAACGGAAGAAGAUCUAUGUCAAGUUCUUCUUGGAGGACGGCUCGACAAAGGGCCUCCUAAUUGAUGAGCGCUGGACUGUCGCCGACACCAUGAAGCAACUGGCGAACAAGUUGGGCGUCUUCCUGACACCUGAGCAUGCGAUUGUGGAAGAGUACCCGGAAAUGCAUAUAAGUAAGCAGAUAACUGAUAAGUCUAAAGUCUUAAACACGACUAGACACCUCAUGACAUAAGAAAACAAAAUAUAGAUCAUAUUUUAUAUUAUCCAUGAUGACCUAAUAUAAGGUCAUCUUUGAAGUUCAUGUUUGCUCUAGUUGAUAUCGCGGAAUGACCAUUAUAUGCAUGUAUAGUACCUAAGGGUAAUUAGGAAGAAAAAUCAAGGGCAUUUAUUUCGUGGCUUGGCUGAAUUUUUUGUUAUUUUGCCAUUUAUAUUAUCCAUGAUGACCUAAUAUAAGGUCAUCUUUGAACUUUAUGUUUCGCUCUUGUUGAUAUCGCGGAAUGACAAUUAGACGCAUAUAUAGUAUCUAAGAGUGUCUAGGAAGAAAAAUUAAAGGCAUUUACACCUUGUCUAAGCUGAAUUUUCUUUUAUUUUGCCAUUUAUAUUAUCCAUGAUGACUUAAAAUAAGGUCAGCUGUAACUGCCACACUUUUUAUCCAAUCCAAGCUAUUUUACUUCCCAAUCACAGCUUAUUCCCUACAAAUUCAGGUCGUUGAAUUUCCCUAUGCCCUUCUCACCUCACCCGCCGCGAUCUCCCCCAUUUCUUCGGAGGAUAUUAUUUUUGGUUUAAUUAACCGAAAAGUGUGUAAUCCGAUCGGGAUUAAGAUGGCGGGGAUCCGGACCAUCUCUCUCCACUCCACGACGACAGUUGGGCUCUGAUCCAAAAACAAAUCCAGCUGUCUUGAAAUUAGAAUAUUUCUGAAGAGAGAUUUAAUGCACUCGCUUCGGGGCGCUUCAAGGCUGAGGCAGGGAAGUUGUCGGGAGAAAAUGACAGGCUGUUCGUGGUAGUUGGCGGUAAAAAGAAAGAAGAAUAUGCGAGAAAAUAAAGGGUGGAACAUAUUGGAGGCAUAAAAUUAGCUAAAAUCGGUGUUUGAAUAUGCAAAUUUUCUGAAAUUUUUGAAUUUUUUUAAAUAUGCAAAUUUGAAAACAAAAGGUGGAAUAGAUGAAAAUUAAAAUUUCGGACAAAAUUUUAGCUAUUUUAGACCGCGUUUUGCAGAAUUAACUCAAAAAUUUCAUUUUAAAAGUCAAAAAUCUCGAUUUAUAAAAAAUGCUCAAAAAGACAAGAUAAUUUGAAUGAUCUUUUUAGCUUUUCUUUAUGCAAAUAUAUGGUCAUUCAGCUGUCUUAAGGUCACAUUGUUACGUAAUCAUCUCAAAAAUCAAACCCUUGACCUUCAUUUCCCUAAAAUUGCAUAAUUUUCAGAGCGAAUCUACGAAGACCACGAGAUGGUCGUGGAAAAUAUUGAAGACUGGUUGGCCGACUCCAAGAACAAGCUGUAUUUCAUUCGACGCCCCGACAAAUACUGUUUUAUCCAUGCUCCGGAGCAAUAUCUUCUCACCGAAAAAUUCGAGUACGAUUUCCCCUCGCCCGAGGCGGAAUGGAGCCCGAAAAAUCGACAGGAACUCCUGGCCAAGUACACCCAGAACGAGGGCCAAGUCCCCGAACUCGAGGGCUACCUGCUGCUGAAAGCGGACGGCAAGAAGAGCUGGAAAAAACACUAUUUUGUCCUCCGGGCAUCCGGCCUCUAUUACUGCCCAAAGGGGAAAAUGAAGAGCGCCAAGGAUCUGCAAUCCCUGAUGACUGUGUACAAUAAUCAAAUAUACACCUGCACUGACUGGAGGAAGAAAUACAAGGCCCCCACGCCCUUCGGGUUCGCCGUGAAACACCCCAAAAUCCAAGUCAAAACCUCAAAAUAUAUCAAAUAUGUGUGUACAGAAGAUGAGAAAACUUUCCGCAAAUGGGUCACCGCGCUCAGAAUAACCAAGGUAGGAGUUGUUUGGACGAAAAAAAGAUUUUGAAUUUGAAUAUGCAAACUUUUUUAAAAAAUUAAAAAUUAAAAAUAUUUUAAUAAGGAAAAUUUUUUUAAACCAUUUUCAUCAAAAUUCCAGCGAUUUUUUGCGAUUUUUCAUUUUUGAAAUUUUUGGAUUUUCAAUUUUUUUAAUUCGAAAUAAUGCAAAAAAUGUAAGAAUAUCAAUACCAUUGAUAUUGAAAAAUCAAUUUACUUUUAUCCAAACAUCUUUUCACCAAUCAAAUUUUAAUUUUUUUCCAGAACACCGCUUCCGUUCUCCAAAAGAAUUACCAAAAUAUCCAUGAAGAAAACAAGAAACAAGCCCCAAUUCAUGUCGAUGUCCAAUCCUCGGUCCAUUCCAUGGACUUUUCGCGAUUAAAUCUAAACAAUUCAAGGCCCAGCAGUAUGAACAGUGGCCAUAAUUCAUCGAGGAUUUCAUUGGCUUCGAGUCGAUUUGGAGUAAAUGAAAAUGUCAUCCAACCCUCGACUUCGAAUACUGCUUUUGAUCAAGUGAGUAAAAGGGCAAUCUGAGGGGAAAAUAUUGGAUAAGGGGGUGAUAAAAACAACCGAUAUUUUAUUGAAAAUUUGAAGAAUUUUUUUGAUAAUUUUGGAAGUUUUUGAAUUUGCUUUCUUGGGGUAUUUUUUGUCUGAAAAAAUUGAUCUCCAAAUAAAGCUUUUUUGAUCCUGAAAAUUGAAAAAUUAUUUCGCUGAUUUGACAAAUCAUGUUUAAUUACGUAUUUUACAAUCUUUCAGGACGACUGUGGCACGAUCAAACGUCAGCCUCCGCACGAUCCGAACUCCCUUUUCAACGGCUUCAGAUCCCCUCCUUUAACCCUCCCACCAGCCCCACUGAGAGGCUCAACCGGGAACUCGGUCCGCUUCUCCAGCAGUACCAGCAACAGUGGAGAGAACUUGAAUUCGAUCUCCAACAAUGAUGGCGGCGAUACCGAUUCGGACGAGGAGCAAUUCCCGCCUCCGCCGGAUUUCUCGGUUUUCCGGCAAAGUCCGGCGGUCCCAGUGAUCGCUCCGAUACAGCCAGUCAGCGUGAUGAUGGGACAGCAAAAUGGAAUCAAUGGCACGGGCUAUAGACCUCCAAUUGUAAGGAUAUACGAGUUUUUAUGGGGGUUUAGGGGGUGGAAGGGGAGAAUUAUUUUAUUUUUGGGGAUUUUGAUGAUUUUUGGGAGGAUUUUUUAUUUUUCAAAUUGCUAGAAAAGGGUUAUUUUUAUUGAUGAUGAAUGCUAAGCUAUUACUUUAAACUAUUUUUUCUAUAAUUUACGUUCCGUUGAGACACUAAAAAUUUCAAUUUUCUCGAGUAUUUACAAUAUAAUUUUUGAACAAAAAAUCAUCACAGAUCCCAUUUUUUCGGGUUUAUUGAAAUCUUUAUAUAUUAAAUUCACCUACUACAUUAACAUUUCAGGUCCUCCCCUCUGCAAUUUCGCGUCCCACCGGCCCCAAAAUCCCCCCUCCUCCGCCGCCGAAGCGCUCCGAAAACACCCGUCUCCAAUCCGCAAAUCCCCAGCACAAACAACAGAUGGAUCUGUUCACGGAGCUGCAGCAGGCGACCCUGCGGCAAAAGCAACGAAUCGAAGGGAACUGA
Molecule: messenger RNA, 18490 nt
Organism: Bursaphelenchus xylophilus (pine wood nematode)
Lineage: Eukaryota; Metazoa; Nematoda; Chromadorea; Rhabditida; Aphelenchoididae
Source: the annotation of a GenBank genome assembly